Molecule: messenger RNA, 3128 nt
Organism: Gadus morhua (Atlantic cod)
Lineage: Eukaryota; Metazoa; Chordata; Actinopteri; Gadiformes; Gadidae
Product: volume-regulated anion channel subunit LRRC8E
Exons: 3
Coding region: 122-2584 (820 amino acids)
Cellular component (GO): cytoplasm
Molecular function (GO): protein binding
Source: RefSeq, a predicted model, not a curated record
CAGCGACCUCCCUGAGAGGAACACGUGAGGGCAGGGGGGGGCGGUCUUCUCCUGGAGCUCCUGUCUCAUCUCUUUCUCAGUCUUCCUCCACCAAAAACCUGCAAAAAACAAACAAUCACAGAUGUGCUGGAUCGGCCUCCUCACCUUUAAUCUGGACCUCGGGAUGAUCCCAGUGGGUGAGUUCAAGAACUUUGCCACAGAACAGAAUCCACAGUUCCGGGUGCUGAAACCGUGGUGGGACGUCUUCACGGAGUAUCUAUGUAUCAUAAUGCUGAUGAUUGGUGUCUUUGGAUGCACCCUACAGCUCACCCAGGACAAGAUCUCCUGCCUGCCAAGCCACUUCAGCAGCCCCACUCCAGAGGCCAUCGACUGCAGCCACAUCCGCGGCUACGGGGAGAACGAGACCCGGGAGCACACGCUGGCCAACCCCGUGAGCCCCAUCAUCCGGGAGGUGUACGGCCGUAAGAACAACCUGGACAUCCACCAGUAUGUCUUUGUGAACCACUUCUGCUAUGAGAGGGCUGUGCAUUGGUACGGAAAGUACUUCCCCUAUCUGGUGGUCAUCCACACCAUGAUCUUUAUGGUGGUCAGCAGCUUCUGGUUCAAGUUUCCUGGGACCUCGUCUAAAAUCGAGCUCUUUGUGACCAUUCUCGGGAAGUGUUUUAACUCCCCCUGGACCACGAGGGCCCUGAACGAGGUCUCCGAGGAGAGAAGCGAGGAAAAGCUGGUGACUCUACGGAGGAACACCAUGUCGAAACCCCCAGCAGCGCUGGAGGAGGAAACAGUGGGGCUCCUGCGGUCGUCCUCCGUCAAGUCCAACUCUGAGAAAAAGCCCCCGGAAACUCAGUCAUCGGCCUCGGUUCUGGAUCGCAAAGAAGGAGAGCAGGCCAAAGCUCUGUUUGAGAUGGUGAAGAAGUUCAGAACGCACGUGGAAGAAGCUGACCUCCUCUAUGUUAUGUAUGUGCUGCAGACAUCUUUCAAAGUGUUCCAGGUUGUCCUCAUCAUUAUCUACAGUGCGGUCCUGGUUAAUAACAUUGAGAUUGUGGUGCGUUGCUUGGUUCCUCCUGAGCUGACCGGUUUCGACAUCUACUGCUGUAACCACAACAAGGCUCAUCUGUUCUCCAAGCUGGCCUACUGCUACAUCAGCUUUGUUGGGGUAUAUGGAAUAAUGUGCAUCUACACCCUAUACUGGCUUCUCCAUCGUUCUCUAAAAGAGUACUCUUUUGAGCAGGUCAGGUUGGAGACGGGUGUUGACGACAUCCCAGAUAUGAAAAAUGACUUUGCAUUCCUCCUCCACCUCAGCGACCAAUACGAUGCUCUUUACGCCAAGCGGUUUGCCGUCUUUCUCUCUGAGGUCAGCGAGUCCCGGCUCCGGCAGGUCAACCUCAACCAUGAGUGGACCGCCAAAAAGCUACGGACACGCCUCUGCAAGAACACCAACGAGCGGAUGGAACUCCAUCUGUUCAUGUUGCCCGGUUUCCCUGAUACUGCCUACGAUCUUCCAGAGGUAGAAUCACUGAAGCUGGAGCUCCUCUCUAAUGUGACCAUCUCCUCUGGCAUAGUUAAACUUACUGCUCUCCAGGAGCUGGCGCUCGUCCACUGCUCUACCAAGGUCCAGCAAGCGGCCUUGACCUGCCUUAAGGAGCGGCUGAAGGUCUUGCACUUGUCUUUUGAGAGUGCAGACCAGGUUCCUCUCUGGAUGUAUAACCUCCAGAACCUGCAUGAACUACAUUUAAGUGGCCUACUGAUCAAUGAGGUGUCCCGAAACCCUGCUCUGGAGUCCCUGAGAGACCUCAAAGCUCUCAGGGUCCUCACUAUUCGCAGCAACCUCAACAAGAUCCCGACCAGUGUAGGGGAUGUUGCUUUGCAGCUGCGAAAGCUUUGCAUAUACAACGAAUGUUGCAAGAUUGCGGCUUUUAGCAGUCUGAAGAAGUUAACAAACCUGGAAUCCUUAGAACUGAUUGGAUGCAUGCUAGAGCGCAUCCCCAGCGCCGUCUUCAGCCUGGUGAACCUCCAGGAGCUGGACCUGAAGGACAACAAGCUCACCACUGUGGAGGAGAUCCUGAGCCUACAGCAUUGCCGGCGUCUGGUGACUCUGCGCCUGUGGUACAACAGCAUCAGCUACAUCCCGGAGCACAUCAGCAAGCUGCAGUUCCUGGAGACGUUGGACAUCAGCUGGAACAAGCUCCAGAAGCUCCCUUCCAGAUUGUUCUACUGCACCAAGCUCAAGCACCUGGACGUCUCCCACAACCAGAUCACCGUGCUCCCGUCCGAGGUGAACAUCCUGCAGGGCCUCCAGUACUUCUCGGCGGCCUUCAACUCUCUGGAGGUGCUGCCUGAGGAGCUGUUCUCCUGUAAGAAGCUCAAGACAUUGGUUCUGGGCAACAACCGCCUGAUCAACUUGAGCCCAAGGAUACCAAACCUGACCAUGCUGGUCCGGCUUGAGCUGAAAGGGAACCGCAUAGAUUCUCUUCCUGACGAGAUCGGGGAUUGUCCCUCGCUGACCCUCAGUGGGUUGGUCAUCGAGGCUAACCUGGUGGAUCUACUGCCAGCCUCAGUACAAACUAAACUGGGGAGCAGAUGAUUUGGAAGAACUUUUGAUGUUGCAACAUUUUGAGAAAACUGUAAAGAUUUUAAGGAAAGGGGUUACAUUAUAUUCCUCAACAAAGCACCAAGUGUAAAUUUUGAGUUUAAAAUAUUUGACUACUGGUGUUUUUUUUUGUUUUAUACAUGCAGUUUUAUCUAUUGUAAAUAUUUUUUACUCAAACUAUGUAUUUAUUUGAAUUGUUUAAUAACGACAUGUAGCCGUAAGGUUUGGUUUAGACCUGCUACUGUCAGGUUAGUGUUACACAACAACAGACUACUUUACAAAGCGAGAAUUUCACCCAAUCUUUAUUCUUAAAUUGAUAUGCCAGCCAGUCCCAAGACGAAGGGGUACAAGUUGCUUUAAAUGACACACGGAACAUCUUGGUUUAUAUAUCUCUUGACAUAAUGAAAUAGUCCAGGAUGCAGAGGAUGCUUAGAGAACUAAGAGGUGAAAGACAUUUUAAAUUACCUGAAUAUUAAUGCAUUUUGGGAAUAUACAAUAAUCAAUACACUGAUAUUAAAAAAAGAUUCGAACUCUGUGA